Messenger RNA from Striga hermonthica, 191 nucleotides. NCBI's taxonomy places the organism in Eukaryota, Viridiplantae, Streptophyta, Magnoliopsida, Lamiales, Orobanchaceae. The record is from the annotation of a GenBank genome assembly.
CUGAAACCAGUCACCAGAUAAUCCCUAUUCCAGAAACUACACCAUCUAGAAACAUAGAGAAAGAACAGGAUUCAGUAGCCUCAGCUUCUCAUACUCCUGAAUCCAAAGGCAUAUCAGUUGAAUCCAAUCUGCAAAUGGUGCAAUCAAGCAAAAUAAUGGAGUUAGACCCACUUCCCUGUACUCCAGAAGCA